AUGGCCAAGCCCAGCACUUGCAAGUCUGCUGCCAAGCCUGCACUACCAACGGAUGAGCAUGCCAUCAUGCUCAAGACUGCUGCUGCAAUCAUUGCCCACAUGUGCAAAGACACAGAGGAUCCCAGAUUUUUGCUGUUGGUGAAGUAUUCGGAUGUCAUGCCAUUCAGCAAUGUGGUUGUGCUGCUCCUCAACAGCCCUCAGUCCACCCUUCAAGAGGAGCUGGCCACCUUGUCUGCACCACCUGAAGAGGAUGAGGAAGAGGAUGAGGAUGAGAAGGAGUUCAAGGCAAUGUUGUCCGGUUUUUUGACAUCCCUGGUGAGCCUGGCCAGCCCCUUGGUGAAGGCCAAGAAGGGCAAGACCAAGACAAAGGAGACAACACCAGCAAAGGUGGUCAUGCUGUGCCUUGAUGAUGGCACAAAUGUUACCCUGCCAGUGACCAAGGUGCAUGGGAGGCCCACCAAGAAGGAUUCCUGCAAUGCAAAGCUGAUGUGCAUGUAUCUGCUGGCAAAGCCCAACAAAUGCAAGAGGGAAGAGGACAACAAGGAUGAGGCUGGGCCCUUGCACAAGUGGUCCCACCUUCCUGAGGCAGGGAUCGAGCCACCUGUCAUGCUGCUCCAUAUGGCAGAGCAUAACAUGCUGGAGCUGCAGAAGAGCCUGCUAACAGCUCAGAAAGCAGUGGACGCAGUGCAGAAAGUGGUGGACACCAUAUCAGGCUGGGUGGAGCAGGUCCAGACUCUCCUGGGGAGGGCUCUGGCUGAGUAA
Dacryopinax primogenitus is the source of this 762-nucleotide messenger RNA. RefSeq lists its product as uncharacterized. Bases 1 to 762 code for a protein of 253 amino acids. NCBI's taxonomy places the organism in Eukaryota, Fungi, Basidiomycota, Dacrymycetes, Dacrymycetales, Dacrymycetaceae. The record is from RefSeq and is a predicted model, not a curated record. The transcript has 5 exons.